UGACUGUUCCUUCAUUUCCUUGUAGAAGAAGAAAGGCUAGAGGAGCCCACAUGUCCUCAAUUUGUGACUGAGGAGUGACCGGUGACCCCCAGCCUAUAAAAAUACGAACCCGCGUGAGUUUUGAGUCUCGUGCCUCUCCAGAACCAAAGGAUUUUCCUAACAGAAAAAACUGUUCGAUCCGGUGUUCCAACAAUGUCCCGGGCACGGUCGGAGUCACGCGGGCUAGAGUCGCUUCCGAUGGUGUUGCUGGUUAAAAUAGUUUGCCACUUGCCCCACGACCAACUGAAGCCUGUUUUUCAUGUUUCUAAAAGAAUUAGAGAAGCUGUUCAGACUGCAAAGCAAACCCACUUCAACUAUACAACUCCGCCGCGUCGGUCCGGUCGUGUGAGCACACCGCCGGCGGCGCGCCAGCACCAAGUCGUCGUGGGCCACGUUCUCGUCUCAAUUUCUCCGAUCAGCCCCUGAGCGAACCCUUGCCUCUUGAUCGAGCUCUAUCCUAUGAGAUUGAGAAUGAGUUAAGCCGGGAUGGUGCUCAGAUUCAACUCCGUUAGACUCUGUUUUCUGGUUUCUAAGUGCCACGUCUUCGUCUGUCUCGGUGCAUAUUUCCCGUAUAUGUUGGAAAGAAUUGCUUAUUCUUUCUUCUUAGCAGGACAGAUCGUUUUUCUUUUAUAGUUCUAUAGAAGAUAGUAGGAAUUUGUUGUAAUUUUUAUUUAUUUAUUUUUAAUCCGGCCUCAAGGGGAGGGAGAAAGGAAGGAGAUUCGAUCCGAUUCCCUUUCAAUCGAGCUAUCCGUUGAGAUCGGAUUUUGUUGUAAUUUGAGUAUAAAUGGAAAGGUAUUGAUAGGAGGAAAUGAAGAAUAUACUUUCUCUUU
Molecule: messenger RNA, 869 nt
Organism: Corylus avellana
Lineage: Eukaryota; Viridiplantae; Streptophyta; Magnoliopsida; Fagales; Betulaceae
Product: F-box protein At4g35930-like
Molecular function (GO): protein binding
Source: RefSeq, a predicted model, not a curated record